CACGGGAUGUUACAUCAGGUUUAUCGUGUGAUAAGCGACAGCUGAUGCCGAAAAUGCGCCAGCUCGCCAGGCACUGCUGAGGAGAAUGGAGGCGUACAGUAGUUGCGGCCCGGCGCUACUCCCGGUGUUGCCGGACGACGCAGCCCGUCAUCGCCAGAUGCAGAUCGUCGACGGCAGAGCAAACGGCCAAAGGUCCGUGGACCCGUACAGGGAGCUCGAGCUCUACCUCGCCAGGGUUAACGAGGAGAUCGGUGAGAUCAUAGAGUCGGUGCCACCCGCGAGAUCGGAGGAGCACCGGCCACCACGACGAGGGGAGGACGUGGUCAUCACCGUGGCGCCGGAUCCAGCUGCCGUUGUAACGAGCAACGGCGGCCCACGCCGCGAUAGACGGCAGUUCCAGGAUCCACGGGACAAGAACCGCGAGCUGGACAAGUGGUCGGACAAGCUGCUCGCCGAGUUCAACAGCAUCAUCGCCAACGAGAUAACCGAGCUGACCAGAGCGGCCCACACUCGAGGUAGCGGAGACGAGGAUAAUGAGCGGGCAAAGGGGGGUAGCAACGGUGGUGGGUGGGGUGGUUCUGGCACGAUGAGCAGCCAGCAGGACAUGCUCAGCUCGGACUACGACGAGCCGAGGGACCGGGUGACCGACGGGAGGGGAUCCUCCUUCCGUCGGGGGAGUCUGCCCGGGACCGCGUCCGACUACGACGAGCCCGUGGGCUCGCGCUCGAUCGGGGAACUGGUGCGCCUGAAGAACCCCUCCAGUCUGUGGUCCAGCAGCUCGUCGCCCCGUCCCAUCCUGCCAAAGAGCAGUCGCAGCAGUGGCGUGAUCAACAGGUACCAGCACCAGUGCGAGUUGAUGCCGGGGCAGGAGAAGCCGUCGACGGACCCGAUGCCACGGUCGAGCCGGAUGUUGGGCCUGGGGGGCUUUGGGCGGAGAGUGAGGGAGUUGCCGCCCCAGCCGAGGAAGCCCGAUGGCCAGAAGGGGCAGGUGGCGAGCAACGGCGGCCACUACGGGAGGAUCGCGCAGCAGGCGGUGAAAAAGGACUCGGAGCCGAUUUACGAGGAGAUCCGGGAGUCGAGGUCGAGGUCGUUGGAGAACAGUGGCAGGGCGGCGACACCCAAGCGCUCGGUGUUUUCGCGGCUGUUGCACCGUAGGCACGGGCGGGCGUCGGUCUGCGGUGAUGGCAAUCCGGCUGGUGGGGCUGCGGUUCUUGUGAGGGUGUCGUCGCUGCCGGACCAAGACUUUGCGAACCUCACCACGGCCGAGGUGGUGGAACCCAGAAGACAGAGGCUGUCGGAGUCGGACGGGGACGAGAGGCGGAACGGGGGUGUCCGGUUGAGUAGGUGUCGGGUUACCGGUGGGAGUAUGGAUGCGGCCGUGGGGUGCGACUUUUCCGACGCGGACAGGACCGAGGUGGACGGGCUCUGCGUCACGGCUCACACUGCCGGUGGGAACGGAGCUGCCAGGGAACUCGUCGGGAAGGAGGACAACCAAUCGGCAUCGUUGCCCGUAUCGCUGCAUUCCCUGCUCUCCCGGUUGACGAGGAGUGGAGGCUCCUGCUGUCCGAACGGCAUCCAGGAGGGCCCGACUUGCUCGGACAUGGCGACGCAAACGUCGCCGGGAAUAUCGCGAAGCUCGAGCUUCACGUGGGUCAGUGACUGCGAGUCCCCGCAUAACGACCUGCACGGUGACGUGAGAUCGCUACAGGACGAGGUGAUACUGAAGCCAGCCUCGCCCCAAAACACCGUGGACGACGACAAUAGAUCCUCUUCGUCAUCACAGGACCUUUUUCAGAGCAUGGACGAGAUUUCUUCGGGCAGCGUGUCGCCGGACGCCAUAGACCGAGCCUCGCCGCUCGAGAGUGGCAUCGGAACGGCCAGUCCGCCCAGGAGCACCGAUCGACGCCUCGUUAAACCACCGACAUCCACACCCAUCGAUGUGACCCCAAAAGCAUCGGUAACCGCAGCCCUGGCGUCCUCGGAACCGGCCCGGUCUCCCCCGACGAAGCAAGAGACAUGGGAGCGGAUCCGCCGGCGACCCUCGAAGCUCUACCCCAGGGGCCUCGGCGAGGACGGCAACAGCGACAGCGUUUGGAUAAGACGCGAGAGCGUCCACACCCAGACGGGCCCCGACGAGCAGCCGGCGGACUGCUCCCUCGAGACCGUCGACAGCAGCAGUGGCCUCGACGACUCGCUACCCAGGCCCAAGCCCCGGCCGUGCGACUUCCACCUCGGCCUGUCUACCGGGAGCAGCUCUUUGAGCUCGGGUGAGAUCCCGGUCAACGUGCCCCGCGACGCUGGCCCGUCGUCACCGUCCACCGGGAGCUUGCAGCUCGGUCGGGCGCUUCCACCUCUGGGCAUCGAAUUCGCGAACAAGAGCAACAGCGCGCCCCUGCUCGACAACAAGACCAGGAGCACCACUGGGGGCAUUAGUAGCACCACCGAGGAGCCGAACCUGCAGCAGCCCCGUUCGCAGUCCGAGCGACAAAUAUCAGGUGAGUCGAGCUUUUGUACAACAUAUGUAUUCACGCCGGCCGAUCCAUACCAUUAUGCGCACGGUGGGGUCCUGAAAAUGUUGGUUGCUGUAAAGUGA
Copidosoma floridanum is the source of this 2593-nucleotide messenger RNA. RefSeq names its product RhoGTPase activating protein (gene cv-c). Gene Ontology annotation, molecular function: lipid binding; GTPase activator activity. The record is from RefSeq and is a predicted model, not a curated record. Gene Ontology annotation, biological process: regulation of Rho protein signal transduction; signal transduction; actin cytoskeleton organization. NCBI's taxonomy places the organism in Eukaryota, Metazoa, Arthropoda, Insecta, Hymenoptera, Encyrtidae.